AUGGCAGCGCGGAAACUGCAGACCGAGAUCGACAAGACCCUCAAGAAGGUGACCGAGGGCGUCGAGCUCUUCGAGGGUAUCUUCGACAAGAUCCAGACGUCGCAGAACCAGACGCAGAAGGAGAAGCUCGAGCAGGACCUCAAGACGCAGAUCAAGAAGCUCCAGCGGCUACGCGACCAGAUCAAGACAUGGAUGGCGAGCAACGACAUCAAGGACAAGCAGCCCCUCAUCGACAACCGCAAGUUGAUCGAGACGCAAAUGGAGCGCUUCAAGGCGUGCGAGAAGGAGAUGAAGACCAAGGCGUUCUCCAAGGAGGGCCUCAACGCCGCCGCCAAGCUCGACCCGAAGGAACAGCAGAAGGUCGAGAUGUGCCAGUGGAUCCAGACCAUGGUCGAGGAGCUGUCGCGUCAAGUCGAGCAGGCCGAGGCCGAGAUUGAGACGAUCCAGGGCACCAAGCAGAAGAAGAAGGACGCCGAGCGCGAGGCGCGCCUCGAGGAGCUCGAGCGCCUCAACGAGCGGCGCGAGUGGCACGUCAACCGCCUCGAGCUCAUCCUGCGCCUGCUCGAGAAUGGCAACCUCGCGACCGACACGGUCACCAAUGUCAAGGACGACAUCGCCUACUUCGUCGAGAGCAACACGGAGGAGGACUUUGAGGAGGACGAGGGCAUCUACGACGAGCUCAACCUCGAGGACGAGGAGGACGCGUUCGGCAUGGUCCAGGACGACCACCACUCGUCGCACGAGUCGGCGUCCGUCGCCGACGAGCCCGCACCGCCCGUUCCGCCCAUACCCAAGACGCCGGCAAAGUCGGGUCCGCCACCAGCCGCCGCCAAGGAGGACGAGCAGAAGACGCCCGCCAAGCCCAAGGCGGCCGCCGUCGCGACGCCGCAAAAGAAGGCGAGCCUCGACUCGACCUCGUCGUCGUCGUCUCGUCCUCCAGCCGCCGCACCGACGCCGUCUCGUUCCGUCUCGGGUCCCGCAUCCGCAUCCGCGGCGCGAGGCGCCGCCGCCGCCUCUUCCUCUCCCGCACCGCCUCUCCCGCCCAUCCGCUACGCCGCCGCCGCCGCCGCCGCAAACGCCGCCGCCUCGCCGAGCGUGUCGUCCCCAAGUGGCACGGGCGCACCACCAGGCCUGUCGGCGCCCUCACCUGCGGUGUCUGCGCCGGCGUCGAGCAGCGCACCCGACGCGUCGGUCGCGAGCCAGGCGUCGUCUGCGGCGCCGUCGCCCAUGCUGGCGGCACCUUCCGCACCGAGUCCGUCGCUCAGCCCUGCUGUGCGUCCCACCUUUUCUGCCCCUCCCUCGUCGUCCUCGCACGGAGCAGCAGCAGCGUCGGCGGCGGCGCAGCAGCAGCAGCAGCAGGCGGCAGCGCAGCAGGCCAAGGCGGACGCGCAGGCGCGGCAGGCGGCCGAGGCGAGGCUGCCGAGCAGUCUCGCCGACCUCGUCACGAGCUUUGAGAGCGCCAAGCAGAAGUCGAUGCGGCGGGACCAGGACCUGGGCGAGAUCAGCAAGAUCCUCGAGGCCGGCAUGGCCAACGUGCCGCAGCCGCUCGAUGCCGAGAAGCCCAAGUACUACGUGGCGCGGAACCCGUACGCGACGCCGACCUACUACCCGCAAGAGCCGUCGAGCCAGUUUGCGAGCCCGGCGCUCUUUGCCAAGCUCGACGUCGACACGCUGUUCUACAUCUUCUAUUACUGCCCCGGUACCUACCUCCAGUACCUCGCCGCCAACGAGCUCAAGAAGCAGUCGUGGCGGUUCCACAAGCAGUACCUGACGUGGUUCCAGCGCGCCAACGAGCCGACGACCAUCACCGACUCGUUCGAGCAGGGCGUGUACCUCUACUUCGACUGGGAGGGGAGCUGGUGCCAGCGCAAGAAGAACGACUUCCGGUUCGACUACGCGCACCUCGAGCAGUGA
This is a messenger RNA of Rhodotorula graminis WP1, 1914 nucleotides long. RefSeq lists its product as uncharacterized. NCBI's taxonomy places the organism in Eukaryota, Fungi, Basidiomycota, Microbotryomycetes, Sporidiobolales, Sporidiobolaceae. Gene Ontology annotation, biological process: regulation of DNA-templated transcription; nuclear-transcribed mRNA poly(A) tail shortening. The coding region runs from base 1 to 1914 and encodes 637 amino acids. Gene Ontology annotation, cellular component: CCR4-NOT core complex; P-body; nucleus. The transcript is spliced from 11 exons. The record is from RefSeq and is a predicted model, not a curated record.